UGGCGGUGGCGGCGGCCGCUCGGGGGAUGGUCCCCGGGUCUGAGGGACCGGCCCGCGCCGGGGGGCUGGUGGCCGACGUGGUGUUUGUGAUCGAGGGCACGGCCAACUUGGGGCCCUACUUCGAGGGGCUCCGCAAGCACUACCUGCUCCCGGCCAUCGAGUACUUUAAUGGGGGUCCUCCUGCCGAGACGGACUUCGGGGGAGACUAUGGGGGGACCCAGUACAGCCUCGUCGUGUUCAACACGGUGGACUGCGCGCCCGAGUCCUACGUACAGUGUCACGCUCCCACCAGCAGCGCCUAUGAGUUUGUCACCUGGCUGGAUGGCAUCAAGUUCAUGGGUGGCGGCGGUGAGAGCUGCAGCCUCAUCGCUGAGGGACUCAGCACAGCCCUGCAGCUGUUCGACGACUUCAAGAAGAUGCGGGAGCAGAUCAGUGGCCAGACACACCGUGUCUGCCUCCUCAUCUGUAACUCGCCGCCCUACCUGCUGCCCGCUGUGGAGAGCACCGUGUACUCGGGGUACACCACCGAGAACCUGGUGCAGAAGAUUGGCGAGCGGGGCAUCUACUUCUCCAUCGUGUCUCCCCGGAAGCUGCCCGCCCUGCGGCUGCUGUUCGAGAAGGCAGCCCCCCCGACCCUGCUGGAGCCCCUGCAGCCCCUGACGGACGUGAGCCAGGACCCCCGGCACAUGGUGCUGGUGCGGGGGCUGGUGCUGCCAGUUGGGGGUGGCUCAGCCCCAGGCCCGCUCCAGCCUAAGCAGCCCGGCCCACUGCCUCCAGCCCCCACCUCUGCCGCUGCGCUCUCGGCAGCCCCCCAGCAGCCUCUGCCGCCUGUACCCCCGCAGUACCAGGUCCCUGGGAACCUGAGUGCAGCGCAGGUGGCGGCCCAGAAUGCUGUAGAAGCUGCCAAGAGCCAGAAGGCUGGACUGGGCCCGCGCUUCUCCCCCAUCAACCCUCUCCAGCAAGCUGCACCAGGUGUGGGCCCCCCCUUCAGCCAGGCCCAGGCCCCCCAGAUGCCCCCGGGGCCCCCUGGUGCUCCCAAGCCACCGCCCGUGUCCCAGCCCAGCUUGGUCUCCAACGUGGCUCCUGGCUCGGGUCUGGCCCCCCCUGCGCAGCCUGGGGCACCAUCCAUGGCCAGCUCCGUGGCCCCAGGAGGUGUGAGUGGUCCCUCCCCGGCCCAGCUGGGGGCCCCAGCACUGGGUGGGCAGCAGUCUGUGACCAAUAAGCUCUUGGCCUGGAGCGGGGUGCUUGAGUGGCAGGAGAAGCCCAAGCCUGCCUCUGUGGACGCCAACACGAAACUGACCCGCUCCCUGCCCUGCCAGGUCUACGUGAACCACGGAGAGAACCUGAAGACGGAGCAGUGGCCACAGAAGCUGAUCAUGCAGCUCAUCCCCCAGCAACUGCUGACCACCCUGGGCCCUUUGUUCCGCAACUCGAGGAUGGUCCAGUUCCACUUCACCAACAAGGACCUGGAGUCCCUCAAAGGCCUCUACCGAAUCAUGGGCAACGGCUUUGCAGGGUGCAUGCUGUUCCCCCACAUCUCUCCCUGCGAGGUGCGCGUGCUGAUGCUGCUGUACUCGUCCAAGAAGAAGAUCUUCAUGGGCCUCAUCCCCUACGACCAGAGUGGCUUCGUCAGCGGCAUCCGGCAGGUCAUCACCACCCGCAAGCAGGCUGUGGGCCCAGGCGGGAACGCUGGCCCGGUGCACAUGGUUAACAACAAGUUCCUGGCGUGGAGCGGAGUCAUGGAAUGGGAGGAGCCCAGGCCUGAACCCAACAGCUGCUCCAAGAGGUGGCUGCCCUCCCACGUCUACGUGAACCAGGGCGAGAUUCUGAGGACCGAGCAGUGGCCUCGGAGGCUGUUCAUGCAGCUCAUCCCGCAGCAGCUGCUGACCACCCUGGUGCCGCUGUUCCGGAACUCCCGGCUGGUACAGUUCCACUUCACCAAGGACGUGGAGACGCUCAAGAGCCUUUGCCGCAUUAUGGACAACGGCUUUGCUGGCUGCGUGCACUUCUCCUACAAGGGCACGUGUGAGGUGCGCGUGCUCAUGUUGCUGUACUCCUCGGAGAAGAAGAUCUUUAUCGGCCUCAUCCCCCACGACCAGGGAAACUUUGUCCACGGCAUCCGCCGUGUCAUCGCCAACCAGCACCUGGUCCUGCAGCGCAACCUGGAGCAGGAGCAGCAGCAGCGGGGGAUGGGGGGCUAGUGCUCCCUGCCCGGUCUCCAGGAGCCUCGGAUGAGGCCCCCACCCCACCCCGACUGGUGAGCGGCGCCCACGCAGGGGACAGAGUUGAGCCUCAGGGGCAACAGGAGGGCCAUCUGGCCCAGACAAGGUGGAUGGUGAGGAAGGCAUAGGUCUGGGGCCCUGUUGGGAGCUGCCACCCAGACCCUGCACUGUCACCUGCCUGCCAGGUCAGAUGCCUCCCAAGAGGGCCCCCUGGGAGUGCAAUGGCCCAGGUGAUGAAGGAGGGGGGCGCGACCUAACCCCUGUGUAUUUCCCCAAUAAAGCCUUUUAAAAACCUGCCUA
This is a messenger RNA of Echinops telfairi (small Madagascar hedgehog), 2522 nucleotides long. RefSeq names its product mediator of RNA polymerase II transcription subunit 25. Bases 27 to 2201 code for a protein of 724 amino acids. The transcript has 20 exons. Gene Ontology annotation, cellular component: mediator complex; transcription regulator complex. The record is from RefSeq and is a predicted model, not a curated record. Lineage: Eukaryota; Metazoa; Chordata; Mammalia; Afrosoricida; Tenrecidae. Gene Ontology annotation, biological process: positive regulation of transcription by RNA polymerase II.